CUGGUCACUCAAACAGACGGAAAAAGGCCUGUACCCGGCUUGUUCCUCCUUUUAUGCUUUGUUCCACCUUGCUGUGCCUCCGCUCCUUUGCCCUGUCCUGCUCCCGUCUUCUCCAUCCUCCUGUCCGGCUUUCUGUGUGAUGGUGCGUCCCCUCCUCUCGGCCCUGGAGACAUGCCUGUACAGGAGAUGGCGGUGAGUCCUGUCAAGUCCCUGCACUGGGAGCAAUUCCCCCCCAUGUCGCAGCGCCGCGUCUACUGCACUCCCGUCUACCACGAGGGCCUGCUCUACGUGCUGGGGGGCUGCAGCGAGACCGGCAUGCCGCUGGACAGCGUGGAAGUCCUGGAUGUGGAGAGCCAGACGUGGAGCCAGCUGCCCCCGCUUCCCACUGCGCGGGCGGGGGCUUCGGCGGUGGCUUUGGGGGGACAGGUGAUGGUGCUCGGAGGAAUGAAUCAGCAGCAGACCCCACUGGCCUCUGUGGAAAUGUACCAUCCGGAUGAGGGCAAGUGGGAGACAAAGGCCAGCCUAGGGCAGCCCUCCAUGGGAGUCACCACCGUGGAGAGAGACGGGAAGGUGUACGCCCUGGGGGGUAUGGGAGCAGACACAACGCCCCAGGCUUUUGUAAGAGUCUACGAAGCAGAGAAGGAUCAGUGGCAGGCGACGACCUCCAUGCCUACGCCGCGCUACGGAGCCACGCCCUUCGUGAUAGGAAACAGAAUCUACAUGAUGGGUGGUCGUCAGGGAAAGAUGCCAGUGACGGCACUGGAGGCUUUCGACCUGGAGAUGAAGAGCUGGACUCGGUACCCAUGCAUCCCCAGCCGGAGGGCUUUCUCCUGCUGCGCUACAAAUGAGCGAAGCCUGUUCAGCCUGGGUGGGCUCCAGCAGCCGGGGCCGCAUAAUUUCUACUCCCGACCUCACUUUGUCAGCACCACAGAAGAGUUUGAUCUGGAUCAAGGUGUUUGGAUCAAGCCCAGCCGAACAUCCAGGAUGAGGGAAAAAAGAGCGGACUUUGUGGCAGGAUGCCUUGGAGGAAGAGUCAUCGUAGCUGGGGGUCUGGGUAAUGAGCCAUCUCCGUUAGGCUCAGUGGAGAGCUACAACCCAGUGAAGCGGCGCUGGGAGUACGUGGCCCCCAUGCCCACCGCGCGAUGCUCUUCUGCUCUGCUGCAGACAGCCAGCAUCCUCUUUGUGAUUGGAGGAGUUGCCCAGGGACCCAGUGACGCUGUGGAAGCCCUCUGUUUACAGGAAACAGUGUGAAGCGAGCCCCGAUCCUAAGCGCUGGCAGGAAUGCAAACUGGCACCAGUGUUUUCGUCAUGUCUGAGCAGAAACUCUAAAACACACAGAAGAGCUGGAUCGCACUCAGAUACUGUCUUACUUUGAUGCUCAACGAUCAAUUCCACUUUCCCACUGGAAUGUCAAAGACCUCUUGUGGCGUUUAACAAGUGUUUCUGGGAUGAGGGUUUCAGAGCUGGACACUGAAGCAGAUUGCUGUGACUGGCACAAACAGAAAGCUGACAGCUUUUUUUUUCUCUGGAGAAAUCAGAGGGAAAGAAAAAUGAGCCAAACCACAAAACUGACACAAACCUGGUUUCUGAAGAAACGGUACGGCUUUAGACUGUUGAGCAUUUUUUCAGAAUAAAAGCAGGGUACAUUUCUGGAUUCUAAAGGAACAUAGGGCCAUAUCUGAACCUCUCCCUGGCGGCGUGACGCUCUGCGGCUGCAGCAACAGCUAGCUCCGACUCUUUUCUAUAACCUUAGAAGCGGCACUUGUUUGAGUUGCAGAUGGCGGCACUCGGAGAGUGGGGAUGUCUGUUGUGGUUCUUUGUUCUGUAAGAAUGUUGUAAGUGUACAUGUGAACACUAGCGCUGCUGACAACCACUACAGCUGCGUCUGCAGCAGUUUCCUUUACAUGCCUUCACACCAGAAGCAAGUUAAAGGCCUCCCAGUCAGGAAAACAUCCACUUUCUCCAACACGGGCCCUUCUUCCGCACAAUCACAAUUUCCUUGAUUGAAACGCUGAUUGUGGGUAAACUUGUCAGCACUUUGCUUUGCCUCACAUCUCUCCAGCUCUACGCCACACCAGUCAGUCACUGAGCUCUAGCCAUCACUCACACUGCAGCGCAGGGUGGAUUUGGCUCGUGAACUGAAUGUAGAGUUACCUGCUGCACUGAAGCAUCCUGGGAAACCGGCUUCCUGUCACAUGACAGGCUUUUUCUCUUGAAUUAUGACACUUCACUUUAUUGCAAACAUCAGGUCAAUGUCAGACAGAUGAUGGAUGUUCAUGUUUAAACGUAACCAUACUAGAGUUUAAAAACGGAUUAGGACAAAAUCAAACAAUCUGUAAAAUAUAGGGUAUUUUUUGUCGAAUACUUAUAUAAUAUUCUCAGUCGUUAAAUAUUUUUUGUGUUUGCUGUCGUUGAGGAAAACACUCAGACAGGUGUCACACCCUGCUGCAGGAGUUACCUAUUUAAAUGCAUGUGUUUUAGAGGUCCAAAAAAAGAGUUUUCUACAGAUAUCAUCAUGAAAAACCUAAUACAUCACUGAUGAUCUUUUAGGAUUUAAGAGUAAAAGCAGCAGUCAGGUCCUGCAAAUCAAAUGCACACCACUAAAAGUUUUAAACUCAAUAAAAGCAGGAGUUUUGUCAGUUUUUCCUUUGGGGAUAAGACAUCUGCAAUCACUUCAGAGGAGUGAUUGUUGUUGGACAUUUAUCCCACACGACCUAUAAGGAUAUCUCCAAACAAUUUAAAGCCCAUAAUCCUACAGUGAGAAACAUUAUCCAUAUAUUGAAAACAUUUAGGGCUCAGCAAAUUCUACACAAUGUGGGACCAUGCAAUACCAACAAGCAAAGUGGUAGCAGUUUGAUGAUCUGAGCUUUGGAUUACUUCAAGGUAUUUCAGCUUAAGGAGCUUUUUCAAGCUAUUGAUGGUUUAGCUUCAACUUCCAUCCAUCCACCCAUCCAUCUUCUUCCGCUUAUCCGG
Messenger RNA from Fundulus heteroclitus (mummichog), 2973 nucleotides. RefSeq names its product kelch domain-containing protein 8B. The coding region runs from base 172 to 1251 and encodes 359 amino acids. The transcript has 5 exons. Lineage: Eukaryota; Metazoa; Chordata; Actinopteri; Cyprinodontiformes; Fundulidae. The record is from RefSeq and is a predicted model, not a curated record. Gene Ontology annotation, molecular function: protein binding.